AUGUCGAACAGCUACCUUCACAUGCCACCCAACCCAACCAUCAUGGCCACGGGUAGUGGAAUUGCGGUUACCAACCUGACGACCAGCCAUCAUGGACCCAGCUCAGCGAGCCGAAUCACCAUCCAGCAUGGCAUGGUCGGGAUGGGUGCGAACCAUCAUCACCCGCAGAACUCAAGACCCCGAGUCGAGAUCGUCCGUCCUGCAGGUGAUCCCGCUGCUACCACUAUGUCAGCUUCAGCUUCCGGCAGUGCUUCGCCUCUUCCGCACGCCAAUUCUGCGUUCCAUCACCGUCCCCACACCCCGGCGGUCCAACUCGUCAGCAGCACCUUGAUCGCUUCGGGUCAUACCCAUCCCGCCCAUCAAACAGCCCCGAGGCCGAUUCCGUCUGGAGAAAGCACUGUGUCUAUGUACUGCGACCCCCCUACGUCUCCGAAGCCUCAACGGGUCAAGCCGCGCCCUGUGGAUGGCGACUGUGGAAUCUGUCUUCUCCCCUAUCUGGAUGAGAGCAUGCGCUGCGACAUGUCCGAUGAUGAGAGAACCGAAGACGAUGAGGAUGAUGACUGGGAGGAGAUGGACGACGAAGAGCUUGCCGGUCCGGACUACGAUCACAGCUUGCUGGUCUGGUGCCGGGGAUUCUGCGGGACCAACUACCACCGGGCAUGCUUGGAGCAGUGGCUCGACACCUUUGACACCCUGGAGCCGACCUGCCCGACCUGCCGCAACUACUGGAUUCAUUAG
Aspergillus luchuensis is the source of this 738-nucleotide messenger RNA. RefSeq lists its product as uncharacterized. The record is from RefSeq and is a predicted model, not a curated record. NCBI's taxonomy places the organism in Eukaryota, Fungi, Ascomycota, Eurotiomycetes, Eurotiales, Aspergillaceae. The coding region runs from base 1 to 738 and encodes 245 amino acids. Gene Ontology annotation, molecular function: ubiquitin protein ligase activity. The transcript is spliced from 2 exons.